Messenger RNA from Penicillium diatomitis, 1074 nucleotides. RefSeq names its product PaaI family thioesterase. Bases 1 to 1074 code for a protein of 357 amino acids. NCBI's taxonomy places the organism in Eukaryota, Fungi, Ascomycota, Eurotiomycetes, Eurotiales, Aspergillaceae. The transcript has a single exon. The record is from RefSeq and is a predicted model, not a curated record.
AUGCUCCGUCCGACCUUUUUGUCGUCUUCAUCGCUCUCUUUUGCAUCUUCUACUCUUCCCUCCAUUGCCCCCAGAACGCGGACGAGAUCCCUUCCCUCGCCAUCACUCCUCCAGCGCCGCGCAGCCCCGUCUCCGUGUCAACCGUCUCUCUCCUCAACGCGAUAUCGUUACAAUCGCUUCUAUUCAACUGGUCAGUCUCCCCCAGACCACCGCACCGCAGUGUCAGGAUGCACUCUGCUGCAUUUUGAACGAUUCGUGGUCCCAUCAUCUCACGCAUUUGCUGUCGCAGAAUCGAUUUCUCCCGCUCAUUCGCAGACUCCCCCUCCACCACCUCCGCCCCGAUCGCGCUUCCGCCGCUUUUUGGGCUUCACCUCGAUCGCCGUCUUUGCCUUUUCUGUCGGUCUUCUCUACCAGACCCAGCGCACCGUCUCCCGACUCAUGGCAUCCCCGAUGAUCUCCAACGCCGAAAGCGUGGCAGCCUUUGUGCCCGUGGACGCGCAUGCCGAGGAAGUGGACGAGUACCUCCGCACACAUCCCGAGGCGGCCAAGCUGCGCGCCGAUCCUGAGUUCGAGGAAUCGCGGCCUCAUCUGCGCUAUCCCGAAGCCAUUCGCGCACGCAGCUUGACCGCAGGGACGCUGGCCGGCCCCAAUAAGCUCGUUGUGCCCCCUAUUGUCUUUUCUCAUCGCGAGGGCAAGAGCUUGUCCUCGUUCAUGUACCUGGGGUCUGAUAUCUGCGGACACCCUGGUAUCAUCCACGGGGGUAUGCUAGCGACGCUGUUGGACGAGGGUUUGGCGCGAUGCUGUUUCCCUGCGCUGCCCAACAAGGUCGGUGUGACGGCGAACCUCAACGUUGAUUAUCGGGCGCCUGCCAUGGCGGACUCUUACGUGGUGCUACGUGCGGAAACCACCAAGGUGGAGGGUCGCAAGGCUUGGGUCGAGGGUCGCAUCGAGACUCUUCCUCGGGAUGGCAAGGCGCCCGUCGUGUUGGUGGAGGCCAAGGCGCUUUUCAUUGAGCCUAAACAAGCGGCUGUAAGUUUCGUUCCCUCGCCCUCUCCUCCUCCUUCUGUCAUUUGA